Myodes glareolus (Bank vole) is the source of this 507-nucleotide messenger RNA. RefSeq names its product cytochrome c oxidase subunit 7A1 (gene Cox7a1). Gene Ontology annotation, biological process: mitochondrial respirasome assembly; mitochondrial electron transport, cytochrome c to oxygen; regulation of oxidative phosphorylation. Lineage: Eukaryota; Metazoa; Chordata; Mammalia; Rodentia; Cricetidae. The record is from RefSeq and is a predicted model, not a curated record. Gene Ontology annotation, cellular component: respiratory chain complex IV.
UAAUCAACCUAAACACGGAAACAGAUGAUGACUGGUAGGUUGGAACACCUUUCCUCUGAGCUCAUUGGACAAAUCUGAUUUGACCACGCCCCCAACUGUCAAGCCCGGCGCAGCAGGCGUGUCUUGGGAUUCCCUCAGGGCUAAAGUGCUGCACGUCCUUGGGCUGAGAGAGGUGACUCGAGCAGCAGAGGACGCGCGAAAUGAGGGCCUUGCGGGUCUCCCAGGCUUUGAUUCGUCCUUUCAGCUCAUCUGCCCGGAGCCACUUAGAAAACCGUGUGGCAGAGAAGCAGAAACUCUUCCAGGCCAACAACGACCUCCCAGUACACCUGAAGGGCGGGGCAAUGGACAACAUCCUAUACAGACUGACUAUGACCCUGACGCUGGGGGGCACUGCUUACUGCUUAUACUGCCUGGGCUGGGCCUCCUUCCCCCACAAGAAGUGACACCAAGAAUCUUGGCGGACUUGCACAAACAUCAAUAAACAUGCUAACCUCUUGAGAACCCCAA